Molecule: messenger RNA, 911 nt
Organism: Hibiscus syriacus
Lineage: Eukaryota; Viridiplantae; Streptophyta; Magnoliopsida; Malvales; Malvaceae
Product: NADH dehydrogenase [ubiquinone] iron-sulfur protein 8-A, mitochondrial-like
Exons: 8
Coding region: 82-750 (222 amino acids)
Biological process (GO): mitochondrial respiratory chain complex I assembly; mitochondrial electron transport, NADH to ubiquinone
Cellular component (GO): membrane
Molecular function (GO): 4 iron, 4 sulfur cluster binding; NADH dehydrogenase activity
Source: RefSeq, a predicted model, not a curated record
AGGAGUGUUUUCCAGUUAUAGCUCCAAUCGGCGAAGUCAUAAUCGUCUCUCAUCCGUGAGAUUACACUUCCGACCGAAUCAAUGGCUGCGAUCUUCGCUCGCAACUCUCUCAAUGCCCUCCGAGCUCGACAUCUCGUUUUGUCAGGGAAAGCGUUGCAGGGUUCACAACACUAUGGAUCUCGACUCGGUGCACACUCCUACAGCACCAAUAAAGAUGAUGAAGAAAGGGAGCAGCUUGCAAAGGAGAUUUCAAAGGACUGGAGUUCUGUUUUUGAGCGAAGCAUAAACACAUUGUUUCUAACUGAAAUGGUCCGGGGUCUCAGUCUGACACUCAAGUACUUCUUUGAGAAAAAAGUUACUAUUAACUAUCCAUUUGAGAAGGGUCCAUUGAGCCCUCGUUUUCGAGGGGAGCAUGCUCUCCGCCGAUACCCAACCGGAGAGGAGCGUUGCAUUGCUUGUAAACUUUGUGAAGCUGUAUGCCCAGCACUGGCUAUCACAAUAGAGGCUGAAGAACGAGAGGAUGGAAGUCGUCGGACAACAAGGUAUGACAUUGAUAUGACCAAGUGUAUCUACUGCGGACUUUGCCAAGAGGCAUGCCCUGUCGAUGCAAUUGUUGAAGGACCCAACUUUGAGUUCGCCACCGAGACUCACGAGGAACUUCUGUAUGACAAAGAGAAGCUGCUCGAGAACGGUGACCGAUGGGAAACCGAGAUCGCAGAGAAUCUCAGAUCCGAAAGCCUUUAUCGUUGAUGUGCCCCUCUACUUUCCUUUCUUGCCCAGACAGCAACUUCUGUUUUCGUAGUUGUCGAAAAAUAAAAGGAUACAUGCAUGUUUCUUGCGAUGUCAUGUACCAUGGUUUGUAAGCAUUUACAAUGUGUAAAUCCAUCCUAUGAAUUAUUUCGUUUUAACUA